This is a messenger RNA of Penicillium taxi, 462 nucleotides long. RefSeq names its product mitochondrial 54S ribosomal protein uL11m. NCBI's taxonomy places the organism in Eukaryota, Fungi, Ascomycota, Eurotiomycetes, Eurotiales, Aspergillaceae. The record is from RefSeq and is a predicted model, not a curated record. Gene Ontology annotation, cellular component: ribosome; mitochondrial large ribosomal subunit. Gene Ontology annotation, molecular function: structural constituent of ribosome; large ribosomal subunit rRNA binding. The coding region runs from base 1 to 462 and encodes 153 amino acids. Gene Ontology annotation, biological process: translation. The transcript is spliced from 2 exons.
AUGGCCCGGAACGCUAUUGCCAAAGAUCAGUUUGUUAAGCUGAUUGUGGGUGCUGGCCAGGCCAGUCCCAGUCCCCCCGUCGGUCCGGCGCUUGGUAGUAAGGGUGUCAAGAGUAUGGACUAUUGCAAGGAGUUCAAUGCCCGUACUGCCCACAUCAAUCCGGGUACCCCUAUCCCUUCGCGUAUCACGGUCCGCCCGGAUCGAUCUUUCACCUUUGACCUCCGCACUCCGACUACCACCUACCUCUUGCUGAAUGCCGCCAACGUUGAGCCCCGGAAGAAUCGUCUGCGUGGUGCUCAAAAGCCCGGUCACGAGACUUGUGGUGAGGUGUCGCUCAAGCACAUCUAUGAGAUUGCCAAGAUCAAGCACAGUGAGACACGGUUAUCAGGAUUGAGUCUACAGGGGUUGUGUAAGAGUGUCAUGGCACAAGCCAAGUCCAUUGGCAUCUCAGUUGUGCCGUAA